GCCUUAGUGGCAGGGGCCCCCCCGCCAUACUCUGAAGACGUGGUCUCCGGGGGGGCCACGGCGGGCCCCCCAAAGCCCGAAGGCGCACGCACAUCCUGCCCGCCCACACACGGCGGCGCCCAGCUGGCCGCCACAGGGCCUCACGACGCUGCCCAACGGCGACGUGACGCUGCGGCGCGCCUCAGGACCCCUUUUUCCCGACGCUCUGAAGGGCGGCGCGCGGAGUGGCGCGGGGCGCAGCGUGGAAGACGGCUGAGGCCGAGGGCGGCACUACGGCUCCUGAGUACUAAAUUUCCCUCAGGGGAGUCGUCUAGGGCCGGGGGCCCGACCACCCGCGCGCGGCCUCUCCUACGGCCGUGGAGCCCUCAACUCCCCGUGGGCCCCGCUGCCGGAGCCGCGCCCCCCGCAAUUUUUACCGGGGACGCUCGGCCGCCCAGACAAGGGCCAGCGGCGCCCGAACGAGCACCGCCACCCGCGCCCCUACCCCCCGGAGGAGCCUGGAGCCCGGAGGGCAUGCCCCUCCACCCCGCUCUCCUCGACCCCCCUCCCUUUCCCCGCACGACGGCCCCGCGCCGCUCCCCCAGCAGCAGAGCCAGCAGGACGCCCAGCAGAGGGCCGCAGGAGGGGGGAGGGGGGGGGGCAACCGUCGGGGCGUCGUCAAAAGGAACUCGCUUCUGUGCGGCUGCGGCCCGACGCUGGCGGACGACGGGUCGCUGCGCCGCCCCCGCACCGCGACGACCCCCCCUCGCCGCCGCCCGGAGCGGCCAAGGGCGCCCCUGGGCGUCGCAGCCGGAAAUCGCUGACGCCCAAAACCCGGCCCCGACGGCGCAGUGCGACGUGGGUCGCCGGCGCCCCUUUUCCACCCUGGCCGCCCACCAGGGCGCCGGGCCCCCACACGAACCCUCCUCGCAAAAUCCCCCCACAAAAGAAAAGGCCCCCCACGCCCCCACACCCUGCUGGCCGCGGGCGGCGGUGGCUGCACACGCCACCGGGGCCCGCGGGGACCGCAACACCGACCGGGGCGAGUCCGAGAUCAUGGUCCAGCCGGGAAAACGCUGCGACGGGGGCCCCCGCCAUCAAACCGACCCCCCGACCGCCAGAACAGCGACAAAACAACAACAACACCAACAACAAACCCGCCUGCCGCUCAGCGCCCGCAAAUGA
Messenger RNA from Penaeus chinensis, 1164 nucleotides. Its product is annotated as nascent polypeptide-associated complex subunit alpha, muscle-specific form-like. The transcript has a single exon. Lineage: Eukaryota; Metazoa; Arthropoda; Malacostraca; Decapoda; Penaeidae. The record is from RefSeq and is a predicted model, not a curated record. The annotation marks the transcript as partial.